Melopsittacus undulatus (budgerigar) is the source of this 1742-nucleotide messenger RNA. RefSeq names its product trafficking protein particle complex subunit 14 (gene TRAPPC14). Bases 44 to 1741 code for a protein of 565 amino acids. Gene Ontology annotation, molecular function: alpha-tubulin binding. The transcript is spliced from 11 exons. Gene Ontology annotation, biological process: cilium assembly. Gene Ontology annotation, cellular component: TRAPPII protein complex. The record is from RefSeq and is a predicted model, not a curated record. Lineage: Eukaryota; Metazoa; Chordata; Aves; Psittaciformes; Psittaculidae.
UCCCGUUAUCCCAUUCCCGUUAUCCCACUGCUAUCCCUGCCCCAUGGAGUCCCAAUGUGACUACUCCAUGUACUUCCCGGCUGUCCCGUUCUCUGCCCGGGAGCUGCUGUCGGCCGAGCCCGGCCGCUACCGGAGCCUGCCCCGCCGGAACCAUCUGUUCCUGGGGGAGACCGUCCGCUUCCUGCUGGUGCUGCGCUGCCGCCCGGGGCCCGGAUCCCCCCCCUGGCCUGCAGUGGUCUCGUCCUUGACGGCCCUGGCCAGCGUCAGCCCCGGCCCGGGGGCGGGGCCAGCCGAGGGGGAGGGGGAGGAGAGCGCCCCCUGCGGGCGGGAGGACCCUGCGGCCUACAGGGAGUGCGGAGUGAUGCUGAGCGAGGGAGGAGGGGCCAGGAGGAGGGUGCCGGUGGAGGAGCCCAUUGUGUGCCCGGAUGAGGUCAUCUUCCCCCUCACCAUAGCCCUGGACAGGCUGCCCCCUGGCACCAGCAAGGCCAAGGUGGUGGUCACUGUCUGGCGCAGGGACUCGGAGCCCCCAGAGCUGCAGGAAGGUUCUGGGUACCUGGAGCUGCUCCAGAGCCGGGACCCAGCUCAGGUCUUCCGGCAGGAGCAGGCGGCGUUCAAGGCACAGGUAAGCACGCUGCUGACUGUGCUGCCCCCCCCCGUGGUCCGAUGCCGUCAGCUCACAGUGUCCGGGAAGUACCUGACCCUGCUUAAAGUGCUCAAUGGCAGCUCCCAGGACCCCCUGUCCCUGUGCUCGGUUCGGGUCCUGCCCAACCUCAAUGCCAGUUACCUGCCAGUGCUGCCGGACGGCUCCGUGCUGCUGGUGGAUGACGUCUGCCACCACUCAGGGGAGGUCCCCGUGGGCUCCUUCUGCCCCAUAGCAGGGGGGUCAGGACCCUGCUCCCUGCAGGCCCUGGAGGAGCAGAACUUCAUGUUCCAGCUGCAGGCGGCACCGAGGGGGGGGGAGGGCAGAGAGGGCCUGGAGGUUCCCCUCAUUGCCAUCAUCCAAUGGUCCACCCCCAAGCUGCCCUUCACCACCAGCAUCUCCACACACUACCGGCUCCCCAGCAUCCGGCUGGAGCGGCCGCGGUUCGUGAUGAUGGGGACGUGUGUGUCCCCUGUGGUUGUGGGGCAGAGGUUCCGUGUGACCUACACCCUGGUCAAUGAGCUGCAGGACUUCCUGAGUGUGAGGCUGGUCUGGACCCCUGAGAGCGGUGAGGGACCUAUGGGGGCUAUGGGGUGCCAGCAGGGGGCGCUGGACUCCAUCGUGUGUCACUCUCCGCACACCAACCUGGGCUGCUCCCGCAAGGGCAGUUCCAGCACCGUCAGUGUGGGGUUCAUGGCGCUGCGGGAGGGGCUCUUCGAGCUGUCGCAGCACAUGAAGCUGAAGCUGCAGUUCGCGGCUCCGGGUGUAGUUCCGGGUGUUGUUCCGGGUGUAGUUCCGGGUGUUGUUCCCGCUGUUCCCAAGUCCGUGUCCCGCAGGAGCAGCCCCAGUUCCCCUGCACUGAGGGACCUCCUGGAGCGGCACCAGGGGGGGCUGGGCAGGUCCCAGUCCUUCUCCCAUCAACAGCCCCCCCGAGGCCACCUCAGCAGGUCGGGCAGCGGGCUAGAGCGCCGCGCCAUCACCCCCCCCGUGGGGUCUCCCGUUGGUCGCCCCCUGGCGCUGGGCCCCGAGCGGCCGGUGCUGGCGCUGGACAAGAUCGCCAAGAGGGAGUGCAAGGUCCUGGUGGUGCCGCCGGUGCAGUGAC